AUGUCAAGCAUCCCUGUUCCAGAAGACAUUCUCACCAACAUCCUUUUGAGAUUACCAUUCAAGUCUGUCUCACUCUGUAGGUGCUUUUGCAAAUUUUGGUACACUUUACUUUCCAUUCGUAGUUUUGUUAGAGUUCAUUAUGAUCUUGCUGUUGAGAAGAAUUAUCCUAAUAUUGUUCUUAUUAGAGCUAAUCUCGACCGUAAACAUGUCUUUUACUCUAUGACUAAAUUAGCAUCUGAAUGUGAUAAGCGUCUUGAAAUCCGUUGCCCAUUCGAAACUAAAGGUAAAGUUGAAAUAUUGGGUUCUUCUAAUGGUUUAUUAUCCAUACGUGUUGGUGAGCAUUUUGAUGAGAGUGUCAUUUGUAUCUGGAAUCCAACAACUAAAGAAUAUAAGAGAGUACUCAAAUCGCCAAUUAAUCAGUUUCCAUGUGACUUAGUAGUGCAUGAUUAUCGUAUUGCAUAUGGGUUUUGUUACGACAGUAAGAUUGAUGAUUAUAAGUUGAUUAAAGUUGUGGGAUUUAUCGGAGUCCCAAGUAGGUCUGGAGUUCAGGUAUACCAUCUAGGAUCAAACUCAUGGAGUACUCAUCAAUUCAUACCUUACUAUUUUCCGUGUAAAACUAGUCGUUCGGGCAUUACUGUUCAUGGAUCUCUUCACUGGUUAGGAAAGCCAGGAGUUGAGACUUAUUCGCAGGAAAGUCCCGAUACUAUUGUUUCUUUUGAUAUCUGUGAGGAGAGAUUUGAUGUUUUGGCUUUCCCAGCAACUGCGGAAAAUGAAGAUGUCAUCAAAGCACAUGAAAUUGGAAUAUUAGACGGGUGUCUUUGUUUAAUUAUCCAAGAACUUAAUUCUCGUCUUGAUUUAUGGGUACUUUUCACUACUUCUCAUGAGCUGCUCGUACAUCAUCCGGUUCGCAGCAAUUUUCUGGUGAACUCACUAGAGAACGGUGAAUUUCUGUUGGCAAUUUUUGAAAGUUUCAUUUUGUAUAACCCGAGACAUGAUACAGAUAUGACAAUACCUGGUACUUCUGCUUCCGGAUCGGGUGAAGUAGAGAGUUCUUAUUCAACAAGCUUAUUUUCACUCAACUCACGUACUCAUGUUGGGGAAGAUGACAAAACUGUGGACUAG
Messenger RNA from Papaver somniferum (opium poppy), 1122 nucleotides. Its product is annotated as F-box protein CPR1-like. Gene Ontology annotation, molecular function: protein binding. The transcript has a single exon. NCBI's taxonomy places the organism in Eukaryota, Viridiplantae, Streptophyta, Magnoliopsida, Ranunculales, Papaveraceae. The coding region runs from base 1 to 1122 and encodes 373 amino acids. The record is from RefSeq and is a predicted model, not a curated record.